CCAGUUUUGUUUCAGAGUUUAGUUGUUAAUGUGGCAGUGAGGAGACAGGGAGGGGCGAACCGGCGUUUUGUUUGUUGUUUUUUUAUUUAGAUACAUUUAAAAAGUAUUAAUAUUAACUGCUUGGUGCGUUAAAGGAGGAGUGGGGACAUUGUUACCUACACCCUAAGACUGUAGCUUAGCUCACCCGCUUGGAUUACAUGUUGUUUUCUCUCAUCCGGGAGCACAGGGGAGCAUGGAGCGGUAGAAGAUGUUGGAAUAACUGUCAGAGAAGAUUUUUCUUCUUUAAGAUAUUUAUUUAAUUUAUUUUUCUAUAUUUUUUUCGUAUUCGGGAGUAGUUAACGUAUCUAACUAACCGUGGGAGCAGCAGCGCUCAGGGACCGGAGUUGAGGAUGGAGCAGGCGAAUAUCCUGAGGAAGUUCAUUCAGGGGGUUCAGGCCAUGCGAACAGGGGACCAGGGAGGAGAGGACAACUUCGGCAGCGACUUCAUGAGAUUACGAAGAUUAUCAACCAAAUACAGAACAGAGAAGAUCUUCCCCACUAACGUUGGUGAGAAAGAGGAAAAUGUGAAGAAGAACAGAUAUAAAGACAUUCUGCCGUUUGACCACAGUCGAGUAAAAGUCGCAUUAAAAACGUCCAAUCAGGACACGGAUUACAUCAAUGCAAACUUCAUCAAGGGAAUAGAUGGGCCUGAAGCCUACAUCGCCACGCAGGGCCCACUGCCCAACACAGUCAUUGACUUCUGGAGGAUGAUCUGGGAAUACAAUGUCGCAGUGAUUGUAAUGGCGUGUCGAGAGUUUGAGAUGGGCAGGAAAAAAUGUGAGCGGUACUACCCCCAGUUCGGAGAUGAGCCCAUGUCCUUUGGCCCUUUCAGGAUCUCCUGUGAAUCAGAACAGCCAAGAACUGACUAUUUCAUCCGCAACCUAACGGUAGAGUUUGAAAAUGAGACUCGUAGAAUAACACAGUUCCAUUAUAUAAACUGGCCGGACCAUGACGUCCCCUCAUCGUUUGACUCCAUAUUGGACAUGAUUGCACUGAUGAGGGAGUACCAGGAACACGAUGAUGUUCCAAUCUGUGUGCACUGCAGUGCUGGAUGUGGGAGAACAGGUGCCAUCUGUGCCAUUGAUUACACGUGGAAUCUUCUGAAAGCUGGGAGAAUACCGGAGGAUUUUAACGUGUUUCAGCUGAUUCAAGAGAUGAGAACACAGAGGCACUCAGCAGUUCAGACUAAGGAGCAGUAUGAGUUAGUCCAUCGAGCGAUCGCCCAGCUUUUCGAGAAACAGCUGUUGCACUUGGAGAGUCCCACGAAUUCUGAGCUAACAGAUGGCAUGGACGAGUGCAGUCCGGAAAAACCCAGCCAGAAUUCUGAUGAGGAGAGAUGGGACACGCCCCCACCCAAACCACCCCGUAUCCGGAGUUCUCAGGUAGAGGGUGACGUCAAAGAGGAGAUCUUGCAGCCUCCAGAGCCUCGCCCCGUGCCGCCCAUCCUCACUCCCUCACCCCCCUCCGCCUUCCCCACAGUCACCAACGUGCGCCAGGACAACGACCGCUACCAUCCUAAACCUGUCCUGCACAUGCUGGCCACCGAGCAGGACCCUGACCUCAACAAGAACUACAGCAAGCCCCCCAGCGGAGCCACCCCGGAGCCAGCGGCUGCUCCCUCGCCCGCCGGACCCCCUUCUCCUCCCUGUGAUACUACAGAGAAGCGGCUGGAGCGCAAGCUGAGCAUUGAGAUCAAGAAGGUGCCUCUACAGGAGGGUCCUCGCAGCUUUGAGGGGAACAGCAUGCUGCAGCGCUCGCACGCCUUCAAAGCUCGCACCAACGCCAGCAGCUGUUCGCUGUCGGAGGACUCGGACAACCCCCCGCGGCCCAACCACCUCCCCCUGGGCAAGCAGAAGAGUCAGGCGUCCUGGGUGCGGACCCAGACCGCCCCAGACAGGGUCCCCUCGCCGGCCGAGAGCUCCACACCCAGCCCCUCCUCCGCCUCCGAGGCGCCGCUCAGGACUGCUCUGUGUUUUACCAACCCCCUGCAUUCGGACCACUCCGACCUGGAGCCCGAGGAGCUGGAGGACGUCCAACCUGCUCUCCAGUCGGACUGCCAUUCCAACGUUUCCACUGCAACCGGCACGGUUUCUGCUGCACCUCAUGAAGACCACGUGCCCAGGAAGGUCACCCCCAUGUCCAUCGCCGGCCUCUGCUCCAAAGCAGACGAGGAGACAAACAGUGACGAGAGUGAAGACUCGCCUCCCCCUCUUCCUGAAAGAACCCCCGAGUCCUUCUUUUUGGCCACAGAUCCAGUAGAUGUGAAAGUAGAGAAGGAUUUGGGUUCAGCUGAAUCAGGAGUAGCUUCUCUCUCUCUUCAGAACUCUAUGACCACAACGACAAAAACACCACCGGAUGGAGGGAAGGAGAAUGGAAAGAGUUCAGACAGUCUGGCAAAAACCACAAGCACUAUGGUUAAAGCAGACGAGAGGACGGAGAGCAAACCACUCUCAGAGAUUGGAUUUGGUUCCCGCUGCACACAACCCAAAGGCCCAAGAGACCCUCCUUCAGAGUGGACAUAAUGACUGAGGACCUACUAUAGCUGACCCUAAACGCAUCCACACAUACAAAUAGACAUAUAUAUAUAUAUAUACACACACACACACACACACACACACACUCACACACCUCACUACCAUUCCCUCUGCUCUAAGUGCCAUUGUAGAAGGAGGAUCAAAGACAUCUCUCGCCACGUCUCUUCACUCAGCUCCAACUAACAAACACAAUCAGCAUAGCUCUAUAGAUAAUCUUCCAUGACGCAGCCGCACUCCCUGUGCUGUUUGUGUGUCAGCUGCCAUGGGCUCACUGCACUGGUGCUACACCUUCUCCUUGCUGGGACCAUAAACCUGCCUUAUUCACUCUAUAGCAAAAACAAACAGAUUGGACUGACACGGCAGUCUGUGUUGCUGUGCUAGCUAGCUAGCUAGAGCAUCUCUUCUCUUCUACUCUAUACUUUUACACUCCUACUAUGACAAAUACAAUAAGAUAUGUAUCCAUAAGUACAAAGAACUACUGUUGGUUGUUGUUUUUUUUUUCUCUUUUGUUUUGUUUUGAACCAUUUUUCCCUGCUAACGUCUCGAUAGCCAUAUAUGCAUUGUUUUAUAGGUGUACAGGGCAAGUAGGUAUAUAAUAUGACAAAUGUGCUAUGGCUAAAUAUUCUUAUUAACAGAAGAUGUAAGAAGUCUGUGCAUGAUAACCCCCCCAUGUACUAUGAACUGUAAAUUAUUUGCUCUCCUGUUAUAACAAAUAUUUCAGGGUUGUUAUUUUUUGUUAGUUUUUCCUUUUCAGUGUUUCGUUCUCUUUUAUUAUUUUGGUUUUCUCCAAAGGCUAGCUGAUUUAUCAGCCAAUCCCUGAGACGGCACGGGCUCAAGAUUGUAAUGAUGCUUUUUUUGUAAAUUGUAUUCUAAAGGUUAUUUUUGUAUACGCUGUUUUUUGCUCACUUCAUGAACCAUGCCCUUGUACCACUGGCCUCUUAGAGCCCACCUGUGCCUUUUUUUCUCUAGAGGAAGCUCCUGUCCACUGUAUGGGCAGUGGUGCGUGUGUGAAUGUGUGUGUUUGUGUGUGAGUGAGCGCGAGAGAGAGAGAGAGAGAUUCACGCCGUUAUGUUCAAGCCUCUGGGAUCUAAAGGACCCUUCUACACAGACCUGUUUGUAUGUUGCAGAAAUCAAUCAACCUCUCAGUAAAAAGAAAGAAAGACAUGAAGAA
Molecule: messenger RNA, 3744 nt
Organism: Astyanax mexicanus (Mexican tetra)
Lineage: Eukaryota; Metazoa; Chordata; Actinopteri; Characiformes; Acestrorhamphidae
Product: protein tyrosine phosphatase non-receptor type 12
Exons: 18
Coding region: 390-2561 (723 amino acids)
Biological process (GO): peptidyl-tyrosine dephosphorylation
Cellular component (GO): cytoplasm; nucleus
Molecular function (GO): non-membrane spanning protein tyrosine phosphatase activity
Source: RefSeq, a predicted model, not a curated record